GCUGAGAUUCUAACGUUAAAAAUCUCGCAGAAAUACAUCAACACGUACGAAAAUCGACCUCCUAAAAUUCGCCAUUUUCCUCCACGUUUCAACACCCGCCACAAAAUAUGUGCCGUCGCCGAUUUGUCUGUUAUCUUUUUGUCCAUGUAAAAAGAUUAUACACAAACUUAUUAGUUUUAUAAUUUGACUUUCUUCUUUUUCUGGGUUUGAUUUCUUGGUUGUGCUAUGAAAAUUACUUAUUCACACGCAAAAAACACAAGCAUUUAUGGGUUUUGAUCAAUUCGUGUCUUUAUAACGUGUGAAAAAGGGAAAAUAUUAUUUAGAGAGAGAGAGAGAGAGAGGGUGUGUGUGUGAGAUAGAGGAGGGUUGUUGAUCGUGUUCUCCUCCUUCUCUCUCUCUAGAAUGAUUUCUUGCAUCAUUUUGUAUAUAAAUUUGUAUGUUUGUGAGUAAUUUCUCCACACUUUUGUUUAUUGUAAUACAUUUAACGUUGUUUUGAGGAGGAGGAUUUGAAGAUAGGUAGAUCAUAGAUGGGGGCAUGUGUAUCUCAGCAUGAGAAUUGUGUAGGAGGUGAUUUCGGAGUUUCGAAGAAGAAGAAGAAACAUGAAAAGAGAAGAAAAACUGUGAGGAAAAGUGAUACUACUCAUUUACAUGAUAGAUCCUUGGAUAAAGUUGAUCGGGUCGACAGUUCCAUUUUUCAUGGGAGUGUUGAAGAAUCAUGGUUUGAUCCUGCUACUGUACUUGAAUCUGACUGUAGCGAUGAAGAUUAUCAAAGCGUUCCCGAUGACAUGCUCUCUCUAAGUGGCUUUGAUGUUACAUCCAUUUCUCCAAAGGAUGGUGAUGCCAAUUUUCGACAUGUUUCUUCCCUUGAACAGACAGGGGACUUUUCAAGGGGAAAUUCUUCUCGCGAAUCUGUCAACGGAACAGCUAGAAGUUCAAUUCAUCCCAGUGAUCCUGAUUUCCGAGUGAAAUCUGAUGAACCACAGAUGGAACCAGUAUUCAUCGAUGAAAUCUUGUGCUCGGCUGGAGAAAAUGCUGGCUUGUUGGAUAAUAGAGGAAUUCUCCCGAACAACUGUUUGCCUUGUCUUGCUUCUACAGUUCCCUCAACUGAAAAGAGAGUAUCCCUAAGCUCUAGUCCUACAAGUGCAAGGAAAAAGGCUGCCUUGAGACUCUCCUUCAAAUCAAGUGAAGGACGUCCUGCUUGCAUUUUACUUUCUUCAAAGGUACUUCUGCAAAGACCAAUAGCUGGUUCACAAGUACCAUUUUGUCCCCUUGGGAAGAGAGUUAAUGAUAGUUGGUCCAACAUUGACCCAGGUACUUUCAAGGUUAGGGGAGAGACCUAUUUCAGGGAUAAAAGGAAAGUGCAUGCUUCAAAUUAUGCUGCAUAUUAUCCUUUUGGCGUUGAUGUAUUUUUAUCUCCGAGAAAAAUUGAUCACAUUGCUCGGUUUGUGGAACUUCCUUUUAUGAAUUCUUCAGCGAAGCUUCCACCCAUUCUCGUUGUGAAUGUUCAGAUACCAUUAUACCCUGCUGCAAUGUUCCAGUGUGAAACAGACGGGGAAGGAAUAAAUUUUGUUCUGUACUUUAAGCUUUCCGAAACCUAUACUAAGGAACUUUCGGCCCUGUUUCAAGAAAAUAUUAGGAGUUUAAUUGAUGACAAAGUAGAGAAAGUUAAAGGUUUUCGUGCAGAGACGGAUGUACCCUUUAGGGAAAGGUUAAAGAUAUUGGGUCGUGUUGUAAAUGUUGAAGACCUUCCUCUAGGUGCAGCAGAGAGGAAGCUCAUGAAUGCCUACAAUGAGAAACCCGUUCUUUCACGUCCGCAACAUGAAUUUUACUCGGGUGAAAAUUAUUUUGAGAUUGAUUUGGAUAUGCAUAGAUUCAGCUACAUUUCUAGGAAAGGUUUUGAAACAUUCAUGGAUCGGCUAAAGCUAUGUGUCUUGGACGUUGGACUUACAAUUCAGGGUAACAAAGCCGAAGAAUUGCCUGAGCAGAUCUUGUGUUGUAUACGGUUGAAUGAAAUCAAUUAUAAGAAUUACCAACAAUUGAGGUCUUUUCAAGCACCUCUUGAGUAGGUGUUCAAAUAGCGUGAGCAUCAGGGAUAAUGAUGAAUAAAUGCAAUUUUUUUGGUAUCUAGUCCUUCUCUCUCUCUCGAUUUUCAAUAGUUAAAUAUCGACAUGUGCCUUCACAUUAUCACUUUACAUGUAUAUGAUGCUUUAUCCAUGGUCCAUAGAGAGUGUGGGAACAUCUUAAUCUCAAUGAGAUGGCUAAAAUGAUACAUCUUA
Molecule: messenger RNA, 2276 nt
Organism: Olea europaea var. sylvestris
Lineage: Eukaryota; Viridiplantae; Streptophyta; Magnoliopsida; Lamiales; Oleaceae
Exons: 9
Coding region: 528-2066 (512 amino acids)
Source: RefSeq, a predicted model, not a curated record